This is a messenger RNA of Styela clava, 844 nucleotides long. The record is from RefSeq and is a predicted model, not a curated record. Lineage: Eukaryota; Metazoa; Chordata; Ascidiacea; Stolidobranchia; Styelidae.
UAGCAUACGCCGAUUUGUCAUUGAGUGUUUCAUGAUGACGUCACAGACUGCACCAUUAUUUCGCCAUUCUUCAAGGACAAGAAGACCACCAACACGUGACGUGUUAUCGAUGAGAGAACUACGAGCAAUACCAAGGCGGGGAAGAAAAACUCCUCAAGAUACUUUUGAACCGCCAAAGACUGACAGAGAAUGGUGGAGAGUUACACUGAAGGAAACGCCAGUUCCGGGAACAUAUGAAUUUCGAGAUUUUCUAGAAGAUAAAGAACUAAAUAAAAUCAAAGCGACUUACAAUUUCAAGGGCGAAGGACGAAAAAAGCAGUGGGGAGUUGUUAAAAAUGGGCGAGUUUUACUCCCGGGUGCAUACGAGUAUCAGGAUUUCGUUUAUAAUCUCGAAAAACUUCCAUUGACGUACACCUUCAAAGAUUCCGGUAGAGCACGUAAUUUGCCCGGGAUCAAAGAUAAACACGUGAACGCCGCACCAUGGCAGUACGAGACAGUGCGAAAGCCAGUUGAAAAGAAACCCAUAUGGCACGGAUCCUUCAAAUCACAGUCUCCACGAUUCCCAGCAAAGUAUUUUGUACCGAAAGAAGGUCCUCCUCCUGGCUAUUACGACCCCGCUAACCAAGAAACUAAGUGUCAAAUAUCAUCAAGUUUCGUAUCAAGAACGCCGAGAUUUUCUACAUCUCAAACGAAAGUUCCAGGACCGGGUUCGUAUGCUUCGACUUAUCAAACUCCGCAGACGAGUACGUUGAUCAAGAUGGGUCGAAUGCACGGAUUGUUUUUCAGAAACGCUUUUGAAAUAUAAACGGGACUUCUGCAGGAAACAUAAAGAAGGACAGUGAUA